Messenger RNA from Cynara cardunculus var. scolymus (artichoke), 436 nucleotides. RefSeq names its product ATP synthase subunit epsilon, mitochondrial. Lineage: Eukaryota; Viridiplantae; Streptophyta; Magnoliopsida; Asterales; Asteraceae. The record is from RefSeq and is a predicted model, not a curated record. Gene Ontology annotation, biological process: proton motive force-driven mitochondrial ATP synthesis. Gene Ontology annotation, cellular component: mitochondrial inner membrane. Bases 44 to 256 code for a protein of 70 amino acids. The transcript has 2 exons. Gene Ontology annotation, molecular function: proton-transporting ATP synthase activity, rotational mechanism.
GUACGAUUCACACAGGAAGAGCAGAGGGUAAAGAACAGCUUUGAUGGCUUCCAACGCUGCCGUGCCGUUUUGGAGAUCUGCUGGGAUGACCUACAUAACUUACUCCAACAUUUGUGCUAACCUAGUCCGGAACUGUCUCAAAGAGCCCCACAAGUCCGAAGCUAUCAGUCGGGAGAAGGUUCAUUUCUCCGUCUCCAAGUGGGUUGACGGAAAACCUCAGAAGCCUACCAUCCGCUCGGAUUCUCUUGAGGAAUGAUGCUGGAUGCUGUCUACAUGUUUUAUUUUUCAUCUUUACUAAGCUGAGUAUGAAUUUGAUCUCUGAUUGGUUUUAAAGCACUGGACCUUGGAACUAUGCGAUUCACAUAAAGUUGUUGCCUACAAUAAAAUACGUACUGUUUUGUUGGAUGUGGAAGUUGGACCCUUGUUCUGGUGAUCA